CUUUUGGGAGGUCCUUGAGGCCGCCGAGGUCGUUGGUGUCUGUUGAACGGCUUGUGGAAGUCGUGCUGCCUUGUGUAGGGAGUUAAAAGUCGUUCUUGAGAGGAACGUCUCUGUCCGGAGAGAAAAUGAGUUUAGCUCUGAGAAAUGAGCUUGUAGUAGACAAAACAAAGAGAAAAAAAAGAAGAGAACUCUCUGAAGAACAGAAACAAGAAAUUAAAGAUGCUUUUGAACUAUUUGACACAGACAAAGAUGCAGCAAUAGAUUAUCAUGAAUUAAAGGUGGCAAUGAGAGCCUUGGGGUUUGAUGUAAAAAAAGCUGAUGUACUGAAGAUUCUUAAAGACUAUGACAGAGAAGCCACAGGGAAAAUCACCUUUGAAGAUUUUAAUGAAGUUGUGACAGACUGGAUAUUGGAGAGAGAUCCACAUGAAGAAAUAUUGAAGGCAUUCAAACUAUUUGAUGAUGAUGACUCAGGUAAAAUAAGCCUGAGGAAUUUGCGACGUGUUGCCAGAGAAUUGGGUGAAAACAUGAGUGAUGAAGAACUUCGGGCUAUGAUAGAAGAAUUUGAUAAAGAUGGUGAUGGAGAAAUAAAUCAAGAGGAAUUCAUUGCUAUUAUGACUGGUGACAUUUAAAGAAUUACAAGGAUAAACACUAAGAAUGUUGCAGUUAUCAUCUUAUAUUCUAUUUUUGUGCCUGGAGCCAUGUUAAAAAAAAACCCAACUUAGUUCUUUUUUCCAGAAGGACCAAAAAUAAGCAUCUCACGUUCAUAUUUUACUACUGUCAAGUUUCUUUGUAUGAACAGUAUUGUUAGUACUCUAAUAGUUUAGCUAUGUGUUUAUAAUAUAGCUUUUAUAGAUACAAAGUUUGAAAAAUUAAAUCAUGUGAUACACAUUUUUUUGAAGGUUCUUCUUUCAGUAUUGGUAGUCACUUUUGUGUUUGUGCACAUGUUUUUCAGACUUUCAUUAAUAAAAUGUUUAUUUUAUUAGUAUUUUAAAAUUUUGUUUUAUUUGUAUUCCAAAUGUUUGUUAACUCUCAAUAGUAUCUAUGUUAAAUCUUUUCUCUUUACACUACUGGUUUCAGAAACAAAAAUUGAAAUACAAAUGGCAAUAGAGUAGCACAUUUUUCCAUUACAGGUUUGUUAUUUGAUGUUUCAGUACAAAAUGAUAACUUAAUAUAGGCAUAAUUCCUUUUUUAAAAGUCAUGUCUUUCAGUUUUGAGGGAAAAGGUAUUGUGCAUAUAGACUCACAUCCUCAUGUAUUAUGUUCUGUAGCACUUUUAGUGUCUUAGUGUAAGUUAUGACAAUUAAAUCUGAAUAUUACCUUCUUAAA
Messenger RNA from Vicugna pacos (alpaca), 1325 nucleotides. It is a transcript of the gene CETN3, whose product is annotated as centrin 3. Gene Ontology annotation, cellular component: myosin II complex. The record is from RefSeq and is a predicted model, not a curated record. NCBI's taxonomy places the organism in Eukaryota, Metazoa, Chordata, Mammalia, Artiodactyla, Camelidae. Gene Ontology annotation, molecular function: calcium ion binding.